Messenger RNA from Sebastes umbrosus (honeycomb rockfish), 1761 nucleotides. RefSeq names its product RNA-binding region (RNP1, RRM) containing 3 (gene rnpc3). The record is from RefSeq and is a predicted model, not a curated record. The transcript has 16 exons. Gene Ontology annotation, molecular function: U12 snRNA binding; protein binding; pre-mRNA intronic binding. Gene Ontology annotation, biological process: mRNA splicing, via spliceosome. Bases 159 to 1679 code for a protein of 506 amino acids. Gene Ontology annotation, cellular component: U12-type spliceosomal complex. NCBI's taxonomy places the organism in Eukaryota, Metazoa, Chordata, Actinopteri, Perciformes, Sebastidae.
GGUGGUAGAUUGAACCAAUGUUACUGGAGACAGAGUCACACUCCAGUCCAGUAGGGGGCGGUGGCGGUGCUACUUGUAAUCCGCCCUGAAACCAGCGAAGAAGACGAGUUGGCCGGAAGUGGUCAUGUUUACUAGCUGCAGCCGCAGCAGGCAGGGAAAUGGACAAGAAUGAGGACCUGGUCCAAACAAACGGCGGUAAAACUCUGCUUAUCCGCCACUUACCAGCUGAACUCAGCCAGGAUGAGAAAAAGGAUCUCUUUAAGUAUUUUGGAGCUGAGUCGGUCAGGGUCUUCUCCAACACAGGUCGUUUGAAACAUGCAGCCUUUGCAACCUUUAGAAGUGAGAAGUCAGCAGCAAAAGCUCUCAGCAGGCUCCAUCAGUUAGAGAUUCUUGAUCAAACACUUGUUGCGGAGUUUGCGAAAGGCCAAGAUCACGUGACAGUAUUGAAGGACCCACCAGUGUCAGACAGUGGUAAACGUAUUGGGAAAGAGCAGAAGAAACAGGAAACCAAGCAACCAAACAUUCCCCUCAUAGAGACAGGCAUAGCAACAAGCCUUGGGUUGAAAUUUCAAUCGAAUCCCACUUUGAAAUAUUUAUACCCACCACCUUCUAAUGGCAUUCUGACAAAUAUAACACAUGUCCUCAUGAGUGUGCCAAAGUUUUAUGUUCAAGUACUACAUCUGAUGAACAAGAUGAAUCUACCGUGUCCGUUUGGCCCAAUCACUGCCAGACCCCCCAUGUUUGAGCUCAUGCCUCCUGCUCCACCCAUCCCCAUGCCUCCUCCCUUCCCUCCUGCCUACCCUCCUUUACCAGAGGAGGAGAUGGAGCUGUCCAGUGGAGAAGAAUCGGAGUAUGAGAGUGGGGACGAUGAAGACAAGGAGAGGAUUGUUCGUCUGAUGGGCCUGGUCAACCAAGCAUGCAAGAGACCCUUGAGACCAAAAACAGCUUCAAAGAGAAAGAAGCCCAAGAUCAAGGAUCUACUCUAUGCUCCCAAACCAGACUCUCAGAGCGCUCCAGUGCUGCAGCCCUCCGAUGUGUUCGAGCAGCCCCACCCCGCCGGGCACAAGAAAAUUGAAUUCCUCAUUUCGGUUCCAGAGGUGGCGGCCAUAGUGGAAGGAAGCGGUGAUGAAGGCAGAGACGUGGAUGAAAGGGAGCUCACCACUAGCAGCAGUCAGGAGGCGGCGGAGGUUGAGGGUUUUGGGAAGCUUUAUCCCAGCGCCCAGGCAUCCCAACCGCAAGAGGAGCACAGCGACGACGAGGAUGAUCUCCCCUCAGACGUCAUCUCCAGGAAGGAGCUGGAGAAAGGACGGCUGUCAAGAGAUGAGAUAAAAAGGAUGUCUGUGUUUAAAAACUAUGAACCGGGCGAGCCAACCUGCAGACUGUACGUGAAGAACAUUGCAAAGCAAGUGGAAGAGAAAGACCUGAAGUACAUCUAUGGGAGAUACGUCAACCCUUCGUCAGAAGCCGAGAGAAACAUGUUUGACAUUGUGUUAAUGAAGGAGGGGCGGAUGAAAGGCCAGGCCUUCGUAGGCCUCCCCGCUGAGCAGAGUGCAGAGAAAGCCCUGCGGGAGACCAACGGCUACGUUCUCUAUGACAAACCCCUCGUCGUUCAAUUUGCCAGAUCUGCCAGACCAAAAGAAGACAACACGGUUACCAAGAGAGGACCCAAACAACGAUGAACCCAGCAGAUGCCAAGGCUUGAUAUUGUGGCCCAGCAGAACCAUUUGUAUCCUUAUUCUGGCAUAUCCUUUGGAAAAAAAA